Glarea lozoyensis ATCC 20868 is the source of this 753-nucleotide messenger RNA. RefSeq lists its product as uncharacterized. Bases 1 to 753 code for a protein of 250 amino acids. The record is from RefSeq and is a predicted model, not a curated record. The transcript has 3 exons. Lineage: Eukaryota; Fungi; Ascomycota; Leotiomycetes; Helotiales; Helotiaceae.
AUGAGAUUCUCCACUGUUGUACUAGCUUUGGCUUUCGGCGUCGAAGCACUUGCUCGCCCGGCCAAAGCAACGAUCGAGGGACAGAAUGAUGUUGUAGGUGUAGAGCCGCAGGCAAAAGUAGGAGCUGCUAUAGUAACACCAGUGAAGCUCGAAGCUCCAACAGCUAGCCCAGUUGCGUCCACAGCACCAGCUUUGGCAACACCACCAUCACCACCAGCUAAUGCAUCGGCACCCCCUCCCCCACCGGCAGCAGCACCAACCCCGCCAGCCAAAGCAUCUGCCCCUCCACCAGCAGCUUUAGCAGCAGCAUCGCCUCCCCCAGCACCACCGGUGGCUCCAAAAGCUGCUGGCGUUGAACCCCCGAAAGCAAUUGCUCCCCCAGCACCUGCUGCUGGGAAUGAAACUAUUGCCGUCGAGGCCCCUAAACCUGCUCCACCACCAGCCGUUGCACCACCAAAAGCCGCUCCCGGAAACGGAACUGCUGUUGCUGAGCCUGCUAAAGCUGGAAAACCGGCAGCCGUUGCAUCUCCACCUCCAGCGGUUUCGCCUCCAGCCGCCCCUCCAGCACCACCUAAUGGAACCGCUGUCGUUGAGCCUCUUAAGCCUGCAGCACCAGCAGUUGCACCGCCAAAGGCUGCUGCUAUUAAGCCUCAGGGUCCUGGGAAAGAGCCAGCAGUCGUCGCUCCGAAAGCUGCUGCCAUUGCACCUCCAAAACCUGGACAGCAAUCAGGGGUUGCACCUCUAAAGAUCUAG